UAUAACGAUGCCCUGUUUUUUUUUUCUUAUAGACUUUCAUUACCACUUUCUGCAAAAUGGAAAGAAACCCAAGAUUGAGAAUUUGAAGAACCCUACUUUGACCCUUCCUACUGACAGCAACUUGCAGUCCAAUAAGUUUUCAAAAUUUUCACUCCAACCCCGUUUUUGUGGACUGGUUCGGUCCAAAGCUCUUAUUUUUACGGUGUUGCAACCUCUUUCUUGGGCUCAUUACACAAUCUUCACUCGCACAUAAGAUGGGCAGAGCAACAAGGUGGCUUAAGGGCCUGUUCGGCAUCAAGGAGGACAGAAACGAGCUGGACAACAACAACAACAGCAACAGCAAGAUACAGUCCAGCAAUUCAAGCGGGUUGUGCAACAACCCCGCAACCAUCCCACCCAACAUAUCUGUGGCUGAGGCUGCCUGGCUGAGGUCCUCUGGUUGCACUGAUGAGGCGGAGAAGGAGCAGAACAAGCGCGCCAUCGCGGUGGCGGCCGCCACGGCUGCUGCCGCGGAUGCAGCGGUGGUGGCUGCGCAGGCGGCAGUGGCUGUCAUCAGGCUGACGAGCAGCUGGAGAGGCGCCAUGUCCGUCGGCGGGCCCGAGGGGCACGCCGCAGUGAAGAUCCAGACAGUUUUCAGGGGAUAUCUGGCAAGGAGAGCACUGAGAGCGCUGAAGGGACUGGUGAAGUUGCAGGCGCACGUGAGAGGGUACCUGGUGAGGAAGCAAGCAGCCGCGGCACUCCAUAGCUUUGAAGCUCUCAUGAGAGCUCAAGCCAGCGCUCGCUUGCAGAGAUUAUCAGCUCGCAGUGGAGGAGGAGGAGGAGACGACACUUGCAGGAACGGGUUCGGGACCCGCAAGCCCAUGGAAAGAUACGAUGACAAGACGAGGAACGAGCACGAGCACCCACGCGCCGCCCCAACUCACAACAGGAGGCUCUCCGCGUCCAUCGUCCACUCCACGACACUCCACCCCGCCACCGAGGACACCUCCAAGAUCGUCGAGGUCGACAAUGGGGUCACGCCCUUUUCAAGCUCGGGACAGACGUUCCCAUGCCGGGCCCCGACCCGGCUCCUCCGGAGCUCCGGCUGGCUCGAUGAUCCCGGGCCCUCCACAACUCCGGCGAGCACGCCCCGGUCGAUGAACACGCCCGCGAGGAGCGACGUCGGCGUCGGCUGCCUCUUCCGGCGGCGCGAGGGCCGCGGCCUCCUUUCGGUCCCGAACUACAUGUCGGUCACGCAGUCGUCCAAGGCGAAGCUGAGGUCGCAGAGCGCUCCGAAGCAGAGGGUCGGGGGGGCGGCGGAGGCACCGAGGAAGGGGGCGUCGCUGCUGGAGGUGAUGAUGGAGUACGAGCGGUCGAGGAGUAGCUUCAGCGGGGCCGUCGGGGUGAGGAUGCAGAGGUCGUGCUCGCAGGCGCAGGAGGCUAUCGUGUUCAAGAACGCCGUCGUCGGGAAGAAGAAGAUGGAGAGACCAGAGCAAGAACUCGGAGAGUGGGAGAGAAGAAGAUGAUGGUGAAGGUUUUGGCUUGUGGGGCGAGCGAGACGGAUGGAGAGACUUGCCUUUAAACUUUUGUCUUUUCCCUGCUUUUUCUGGAUCCGUUUCAUGGAUCAUGGAAAA
This is a messenger RNA of Rhodamnia argentea, 1613 nucleotides long. RefSeq names its product protein IQ-DOMAIN 25-like. Gene Ontology annotation, molecular function: protein binding. The transcript is spliced from 3 exons. NCBI's taxonomy places the organism in Eukaryota, Viridiplantae, Streptophyta, Magnoliopsida, Myrtales, Myrtaceae. The record is from RefSeq and is a predicted model, not a curated record. The coding region runs from base 255 to 1505 and encodes 416 amino acids.